Molecule: messenger RNA, 1022 nt
Organism: Labrus bergylta (ballan wrasse)
Lineage: Eukaryota; Metazoa; Chordata; Actinopteri; Labriformes; Labridae
Gene: gadd45ga
Product: growth arrest and DNA-damage-inducible, gamma a
Biological process (GO): regulation of cell cycle
Cellular component (GO): nucleus; cytoplasm
Source: RefSeq, a predicted model, not a curated record
AGCUCAGAAUAACGCAGCAGACUACACUGACAACCACACACAGCCACUUCUUCUCUUUUUCACCGACAAGCACGAACGCACUUGGAUUAUAACUAUGACUCUGGAAGAGAUCCACGGACAGGAGAACACAAUGGAAACCUCAGACAGGGUGCAAAGUGCAGGCACAGCGCUGGAGGAGCUGCUGCUUUCUGCUAAGAAGCAAGACUAUCUCACAGUCGGAGUUUAUGAAUCUGCAAAAGUCAUGAAUGUUGACCCAGACAGCGUGGCAUUCUGCGUCCUCGCCACCGAUGAGGAGUACGAGUGUGACAUUGCCCUGCAGAUCCACUUCACCCUCAUACAGGCUUUCUGCUUCGACAACGACAUCAACGUGGUGCGCGUUAACGACAUCGAGCGCCUGGCCGACCUCGUGGGUGCAGACGAGACCGGCGAGCCCAAGGACGCGCACUGCAUUCUUGUCACGAGCCCCAAUGCAAACCCGUGGAAAGACCCAGCUCUGGACAAGCUGAGCCUGUUCUGCGAGGAGAGUCGCAGUGUUUACGACUGGGUUCCCACCAUCACACUCCCCGAGCGCUGAAGAGACAUUCCACUUAUAAUACUUCACAUGCUGAUGAUGAAGAUGAUGAAAAGAAAAGUCCUGGAGCUGAUCUUCAGCUAGGGGUGUUGAGCCUUGCUGCCCCACAUGUCUGGAUUAAGAGGCUGCAAGAGUGCUGCACCCUUUCAGUGCAUUCUGGGUCAGUACCUACCGCUUCUGGAUUACCCUGAGGAAAGGGGGUUCAAGUAUGGAGGUCGCAGUGUGGACUUGGUCAUAUGUUUGAAGAGUGGACCAGAAGCCUAAUGGACACUAAGAAGGAUUUGGAGUGUACUGCAUAGUGCAUGAAUAGUUGUGACCCAGUUGCUGCCCUACAUUGAAGGCAAUUGGGAACAGAGCAAAGAAGGUCACAGAAAUAUAGACUGUGCAAGAAAAGGACAUGAGAAUGUGCAGAGGCAGGACUGAAUCUCAUCAAGGAAGAUGCUGGUUCAGA